This is a messenger RNA of Schistosoma turkestanicum, 552 nucleotides long. NCBI's taxonomy places the organism in Eukaryota, Metazoa, Platyhelminthes, Trematoda, Strigeidida, Schistosomatidae. The record is from the annotation of a GenBank genome assembly.
AUGGGUGCAGGGAAUAUAAAUAAGGACGAAACAGGUUUGACUUUACGGAACGAAGCUUAUGUUCCGAACCCUUCACGUAGGGUAAAUUAUUUGACACGACCUAGAGCUGAUCCUAGGAUAGCAAGUGUAAACAGUGACACAGCACUUCAUGUUGCUGCGCGAUCAGGAUGUCUGCCGGCUACUGUAUCCAGUCCAACGGAGUAUCAUAAUAGUGAAGCGAAAGAUAAUAGCAGCUUAGGGCGUCCUGCUGAUGUCUGUUUACAGUCAACUGAUGGACGGUUGCAUACUAGUCCAAGUAGUCAUAGCAAUAUUGAUAGUAUUUGUGUAAGUGGCAGAAGUGGUGGCUUACGACUAAAGCCUGCACGCGAACUAUCUCGCAACUCGCCACUAACUGUGAAUAGUCGAAACAUCAAUGUGGACAACAACAACAAGGUUGAGGUGAAACCUCAUGUGUCUAUUAAUAGUGUGGUUGAUGUGAAUAUUAAAGGUGAUGGUGUGGAGAGUGGAAUCACUAUGGUAGUGCAGUUUCUUCGGUUGCUGUUACCAAUGUAG